CGAGGAGAUGGCCGUCUUCGAUGCGGAUAUCCGUGGCGGUGAGGUGAAAGGCGCCCAUUGUGAGUGAAUGAUGGCGUGUAAAUGAAUUUGUCUUUGAAUUGUUGUUGCGAAUGGGAGAAAGAAUGGUAGUAGAAAGAGGGGGCUUUAUAUAUGUUUCCCUCCUCUAUGUAUGCAUGCAUGCCCCUCCAUCAAUAUCACAAGCUGUCAAUAGUGGAGUCCCCUCAAACCCAGCCAACCAACCAACCAACCCCACUUCAUCCUGCUAUUGCGAGGAUACCCAAAACCAAGCUAGCUCCAAACAUCAGCCACGCGCGUAAACACACUUGUCCGCCAGCUAUUAGCCAGUUCCAAUAGCCUCGUGGAACAGUCCGGGAGGGCAAAGCGGGGGGUGGGGAGAAGU
This is a messenger RNA of Aspergillus campestris IBT 28561, 400 nucleotides long. RefSeq lists its product as uncharacterized. The transcript has a single exon. The record is from RefSeq and is a predicted model, not a curated record. The coding region runs from base 111 to 317 and encodes 68 amino acids. NCBI's taxonomy places the organism in Eukaryota, Fungi, Ascomycota, Eurotiomycetes, Eurotiales, Aspergillaceae.